This is a messenger RNA of Glycine soja, 689 nucleotides long. RefSeq names its product pathogenesis-related protein PR-4-like. The transcript is spliced from 2 exons. Gene Ontology annotation, molecular function: RNA nuclease activity. Gene Ontology annotation, biological process: defense response to fungus; defense response to bacterium. The coding region runs from base 31 to 459 and encodes 142 amino acids. NCBI's taxonomy places the organism in Eukaryota, Viridiplantae, Streptophyta, Magnoliopsida, Fabales, Fabaceae. The record is from RefSeq and is a predicted model, not a curated record.
GCCAAAUUAAUCGAGCUUAACAUUAUAACAAUGAUGACAAAGCUUACCCUAUUUGUCUUGUCCAUGGUGUGUGUACUAGCUUUGGCCUCUGCGCAAAGUGCCAUUGUGCAGUCUACAUAUCAUUUAUACCAACCUGAGCAGCAUAAUUGGGACUUGCUUGCUGUGAGUGCAUAUUGCGCCACUUGGGAUGCAAACCAGCCAUUCUCAUGGCGCAGCAAAUAUGGUUGGACAGCCUUCUGUGGACCUGCUGGACCUCAAGGCCAACCUUCUUGUGGCAGGUGCUUGAGGGUGACAAACACUCGAACAGGAGAUCAGCAAAUAGCAAGAAUUGUGGAUCAAUGCAAAAAUGGGGGGUUGGACUUGGACGUUAGUGUGUUCCAAAGACUUGACUCCGACGGAAGUGGAAAUGCUCAAGGCCAUCUUAUUGUCCACUAUGAGUUUGUGGACUGCGCUGACUAAACAUGUCUUUGAUUUGUAACUGAGCAAAUAUAUUAAUUGUAAGGGGCUAAGGGCUAUCAGGUCAAGGAGGAUUUAUUGAUUCCAGCUGCACGAUUAUUUUUACUAAUUGGAUAUGAAGUUAUGUUAGGUAGUUACCAAUUGUUCGAAAUUGGAAGGAAGACUGUUUUUUUGUUGUUUUAUUUCGUUUCAUUAAUUUUCCAUAAUAAAAGUCUUACGUGAAUUUCUUUAAA